This is a messenger RNA of Penicillium mononematosum, 1188 nucleotides long. Its product is annotated as intradiol ring-cleavage dioxygenase. The record is from RefSeq and is a predicted model, not a curated record. NCBI's taxonomy places the organism in Eukaryota, Fungi, Ascomycota, Eurotiomycetes, Eurotiales, Aspergillaceae. The transcript has 3 exons. Gene Ontology annotation, molecular function: ferric iron binding; oxidoreductase activity, acting on single donors with incorporation of molecular oxygen, incorporation of two atoms of oxygen. The coding region runs from base 1 to 1188 and encodes 395 amino acids.
AUGGUCCAGCUUUCCAAAUUCCUCGCUGUUGCAGCUGCAUGCCUUGCAGCUCCUGCCCUCGCCCACCCGGGAGAGAAGCACGAUCCUCAUGUCGUGAAGCGUGAGAUCCAUGCUCGGGAUGUUAUGGCCGCCCACGCUAAGCGCUCCCUCAAUGCUUGCGAGAACACCUUCCACGCCCGCGAGUUGAACAAGCGUAGCAUCGCCCGUCGCUCGCAAACCGUCAAGAAGCUCCGCCAGAAGCGCGGGAUCACUGCUAAUCCCCAGAAAUGGCGCCGCGACCUUGCUGCCCUCGAGAAGUGGGAGGCCAUCGACCACAACCGCACUGGCAUCCUUGAUUACAGCCCUGCCACCCCGGAGUCAGUCGUCUUCGGCGCUAACACUAGCGCAGUUCUGACGCCCACUGUCACUGACGGGCCCUACUAUGUCUGGGGUGAGGUCGUGCGUCAGAAUGUCAAGGAGGAGCUUUACUCCGACGGAGUGGAUGUUUUCCUCGAGGUGCAGUACAUUGAUGUGAACACCUGCAAGCCCGUUCCUGGAGCUGUCGUCGACAUCUGGCAAGCCAAUGCCACUGGUGUGUACAGUGGAAUCUCUAUAUCAGGCAACUACGCCGCAGACGGCUGGGACUCGACAUACCUGCGCGGAAUCCAGCAGACCGACCGCGACGGCGUCGCAACCUUCGAAAGCAUCUUCCCAGGCCACUACGAGGGUCGCGCGACGCACACCCACCUGCUUACCCACCUGAACGCAACCCUCCCUCCCAACAAGACCAUCCUGGCCGACACCGGUAGCGUCGCCCACAUCGGCCAGCUGUUCUGGAACGAGGUGCUCCGCAGUGCCGUGGAGGACACCUACCCGUACAACACCAACACGCAGGCUAUCACCUCCAACGCCGAGGAUAUGUGGAGUAUCUUGCAGGCUGAUAGCGCUUACGAUCCCUUCCCGGAGUACAUUUACCUCGGUGAGGGUCUGGACGAUGGAUUGUUCGCCUGGAUCCAGAUUGGAAUCAACACUACCGCCGAUUACACCGAUAACUCGUACUACAGUGUUGCCGCUUUCCACGGUGCUGAUGGUGGCUACGCGCUUUCUGAUAGCUCGUUCGGUGGUGGUGCUCCGGCUGGUGCCUCUGGUUCUCCUCCUAGUGGCACGGGUAUGCCUAGUGCAUCCGGGUCGCCUAGUCCCUCUGCUUGA